AUGCCCAAGUACUUCUACUUCGUAGCCACCUGGAAUUGGUGGUUCCGUUAUGCCUUCUCCCACGCCGGCCUCAAGUCCACCACCACCAACCUCGGCGACGGCACCGUCAUCCACUGCUGGCUCCCCAAGGCCCACACUCACUCCAAGCCCAAUCUCCUCCUCAUCCAUGGCCUCGGUGCCAACGCAAUGUGGCAUUGGGGUGAUUUCAUCUCCUCUCUCAUCCCUCAUUUCAACGUCUACGUCCCUGACCUAGUCUUCUUCGGGGAUUCCUACACGACCCGCCCCGACCGCUCCAGGGCCUUCCAGGCACGCUGCUUAAUGGCCCUCAUGGAAGCACAGGGGGUGGUAAAGACGACGAGCAUCGCUGGUAUCAGCUACGGCUGGUUUGUGGCGUACAGUAUGGUGGCUCAGUUUAGGGAGAGGGUGGAGCAGGUGGUGCUUUGCUGCGCUGGGGUGAGCAUGGAGGAUAAGGACUUGGAGGAGGGUAUGUUCCUGGUGAGGAGCUUGGAUGAGGCCCUGCUGCCGCGGAGUCCCGAGAAGAUGAGGGAGUUGAUGCACCUCACGUUUGUUAAGCCCAAUUACAAGGCCGUGCCCUCUUGCUUUCUCAACAAUUUAAUCCAAGUAAGUGGUCUUUUAUAUUGA
Messenger RNA from Juglans regia (Persian walnut), 642 nucleotides. RefSeq lists its product as uncharacterized. NCBI's taxonomy places the organism in Eukaryota, Viridiplantae, Streptophyta, Magnoliopsida, Fagales, Juglandaceae. Bases 1 to 642 code for a protein of 213 amino acids. The record is from RefSeq and is a predicted model, not a curated record. The transcript has a single exon.